Messenger RNA from Bicyclus anynana (squinting bush brown), 3524 nucleotides. RefSeq lists its product as uncharacterized. NCBI's taxonomy places the organism in Eukaryota, Metazoa, Arthropoda, Insecta, Lepidoptera, Nymphalidae. The record is from RefSeq and is a predicted model, not a curated record. The coding region runs from base 39 to 3479 and encodes 1146 amino acids. The transcript has 22 exons.
CAUUAUGAGUUUCCCGGCAGUAUAGUUUUACUUGCAAAAUGAAAAGGUUGUUUUAUGCGUUACUAGUGGUUGCUGUGGCGAGGUCGUAUGCCCACAGCCACAACCAUAACCACAACCAUGACCAUAAACAUCAUAACCACAACCAUCGAGAUGUAACAGAACCAAAGCAGCCCAUAGUAGUGUCGCCCUCUGGUGAGUUCCGUGGCAGCUACAACACAACACGACGCGGUCGCCAGUUCGAGUCCUAUCGAGGUAUCUAUUACGCUGAACCACCGGUCGGAGAACUGAGGUUUCAGCCACCAAAAUUAAUUCUCGAAUACAAAACUCCAGUGGACGCUAGUGAAGAUGGCCCAGCCUGCCCUCUGAUAGCCCCUCCCGGUUACCCGGUGGAUGAGAACUGUCUCACGAUUAAUGUCUACACGCCACUUAAAAAGGACAGGUCCAAACCCUUACCCGUUAUCUUAUUCAUACAUCCCGGAGGAUUUUACUCGAUGACGGGGCGAAGUGAUAUCCCUGGCGCACACUAUAUGCUGGACCGUGACGUUGUACUAGUCACCAUCAAUUACAGACUUGGCUCGCUCGGUUUUCUGAGCACUGGUGACGAGCUAGCUCCCGGUAACAACGGUUUUAAAGAUCAAGUUGCAGCACUCAAAUGGGUCCAACGCAACAUUGCCUCAUUCGGUGGAGAUCCCAACUGCGUUACUAUAACUGGCACCAGCGCUGGAUCUACAAGCGUGAUGUUGCAUAUGAUUUCUCCUAUGUCCAAAGGUCUUUUCCAUCGAGGUAUUUCUAUGAGCGGGUCUCCGUUCUACAAGGGCCCUACUCCAGACAACAUGUACCGUUUAGCUGUUAGACAGGCUGAAAUAUUAAAUUGUCCCACAAACAAUUCUAAAGUGAUCAUUGAUUGUCUUAAAACAAAACCUUGGAUGGAAUUAGGGACUUCAUUGCGAGGAUUCUAUGAAUUUGGUUUUGAUCCCGUUGGAAUUUGGAUGCCGAUUAUCGAGAGAGAUUUUGGUCAAGAAAGGUUUAUGCCAAUCGAUCCAGUGGACGCAAUUCGCGAAGGAAAAAUGCACGCUGUUCCUCAUAUCAUUAGUCAGACGGAGGAUGAGUUCUUCUGGAUGGCAUUUACGGUUUUGAAAAACAAAACUCUCACUGAUACAAUGAAUGCUGAAUGGGAAAGAGUCGCUCCAAUCUCAUUUAUGUUGAAUCGAGAAAACGCUACAUAUCCGACACGAAGACUACGCACCGCAUACCUGCAUGACAAACCGCUUAAGAACGAUGCAGAAAGUGCUAAAAAUCUUGGUUUAUUAUACCAGGACUCCAUUGAAAGCUUCCCUGUACACAGGAUGGCGAAUCUUAUGUGCCGUCACUCUCCACACCCUGUUUGGUACUACCUGUUCAGCUAUGUCGGCAACCACAGCUUCUACGAAGAUCCUGUCACUAAAAAACCAGUUGCCGCAGCACAUCACGAUGACUUGAUUUACUUGUUCCCCUUGAGCUUCCAGUUCCCCGGCAUCUCCACCGAGGGUCGCGACGCGGUACUUGUGGACAGGAUGACGGGAAUGUGGUACAACUUCGCAAGAUUUGGGGACCCAAAUCCUCGAGGAGAUGUUCCCGAGCUGGAAGGUCUUCAAUGGCCAGCCAUGAAGCCAGAAGAUCGCAAGUACUUGCGCAUUGAUGACGAAUGGACCGUUCACAGCAACAUGAAGGAAGAAAGAAUGCAAAUUUGGGAAGAGUUAUACCCAAUCAAAUAUUGCAAAACAAGCCACAAGAUGAGACGGUGGUUGAAUUAUAUUAUUGUAAUAGUGUGCGUUGGUAUCGGUGCAUAUUCACAAGAUCACACUCUUACACACCAUGAAGGCCAGAGCUUAGGGGAGCCAAUAGAGUCUCAUCAGCCCUCAGUACUGUCUCCUUCGGGAGAAUUUCGUGGAGGUUAUAAUGUGACUCGUCGUGGUCGAAAGUUCGAAACUUACCGCGGCAUACGUUACGCUGAGCCGCCGAUUGGGAACCUAAGAUUUCAGCCUCCUAAACUAAUCCUUUACUACAAAAGUCCUGUCGAUGCUAGUGAGGAUGGCCCAGCGUGUCCUCAGCCUACCAGACCGGGAUACUACGUUGAUGAAGACUGUCUAACUAUUAACGUUUACACUCCUCUUAAGGAGAAUAGAUCACAACCGUUGCCUGUAAUUUUCUACAUCCAUGGUGGUGGAUUUUACUCAUUAUCAGGUCGAAGUGACCGGGCUGGUCCUCACUACCUGCUUGAUCGAGAUAUCGUGCUUGUUACUAUCAACUAUAGACUUGGCUCGCUUGGUUUUCUUAGCACAGGCGAUGAAUUGGCUCCUGGAAAUAACGGUUUGAAAGAUCAAGUGGCAGCACUAAAAUGGGUGCAGCGUAACAUUGCUGCUUUUGGUGGUGAUCCUAAUAGUGUUGCUAUUGCAGGCUGCAGCGUUGGCUCCAAAAGUGUGAUGCUACAUAUGAUUUCACCCAUGUCAAAAGGUCUUUUUCAUCGUGGCAUCUCAAUGAGUGGGUCACCGCUUUAUCCGUCGCCUUCACCAGAUAAUUUGUACAAUCUGGCUGAGAAGCAAGCACGCGUACUGAACUGUCCCUCUGACAAUUCUAAAGUUAUCGUUGACUGCCUGAAGACGAAAACAGCACGAGAGCUCGGAGACUCUUUAAAAGGAUUCAAUGAAUUUGCCCACAACCCUAUAGUGAUUUGGUCGCCUGUAGUAGAAAAAGACUUUGGCCAGGAGAGGUUUUUGACAAUGCAACCACUUGAUGCUAUCAGAGAAGGAAAGAUGCACGCGGUCCCUCACAUCAUCAGCCAAACGAGAGAUGAGUUCUUUUGGAAAGCUUUCACCAUAUUAGGAAACAAGACAUACAUGGACCAAAUGAAUGCAGAAUGGGAUAAAAUAGCACCAAUAACAUUCAUACUGCCAAGAGAAAAUUCAUCAUAUGCCACCCAGAAACUAUUCUCAGUGUACCUUAACAACCAGCCCUUACGGAAUGACUCUGAGAGUGCUAAGAAUCUGGGCUUGUUAUUCCAGGAUGGAGUCGAAAGUUUUCCAAUUCACAGGAUGGCAAAUCUAAUGUGUCGCCACUCACCUCAUCCGGUUUGGUACUAUGAGUUCAGCUAUAUAGGCGCCCACAGCCAUUACGAAGAUCCCGUCACUAAGAAACCACUUGGUGUUGCUCACCACGACGAUCUGAUUUAUCUAUUUACGUUGAGCGCUUUCCCUGCAAUCUCAACUAAAGGACGCGAUGCCACACUCGUUGACAGAAUGACCGCCAUCUGGUACAACUUUGCUAGAUACAGCGAUCCAAAUCCUCGUGGCGACCUUUCCGAGUUGGAGGACUUAAAAUGGCCGGCCAUGACACCAGAUGACCGCAAGUAUCUGCGUGUAUCAGACGAUCUCACCGUACACACCAACUUGAAUGAAGACAGAAUUAAAGUGUGGGAAGAGUUGUAUCCAAUUCAAUAUUAACAUAUUAAGUGUAUUAUAUUAAUAAAUUAUUUACUAAAUUAAAAA